This is a messenger RNA of Plodia interpunctella (Indianmeal moth), 1862 nucleotides long. RefSeq lists its product as uncharacterized. The record is from RefSeq and is a predicted model, not a curated record. The coding region runs from base 28 to 1785 and encodes 585 amino acids. The transcript is spliced from 2 exons. NCBI's taxonomy places the organism in Eukaryota, Metazoa, Arthropoda, Insecta, Lepidoptera, Pyralidae.
AUUCGACCUAGAGGGAACUGAGGAGGAAUGUCGGUGCACGUCGGCUGCGAGUGCUCGCCCGACUGCCGCCGCCGCGUGCCCGCACCCGCAGUCCUCCCGCCGCGCCGGCUCCGCACGCUCCACGCUAACCGCAUCAUGGUAAUGGACACCCGAGAAGAAAAUGAACACGAACAUAAUUCGUCAAUAUUCGUAACAAAUUUUCAAAAUGGAGAAUCUGUAAACUACUCGCUUGUUUUAAUAAAAGGCAUCAUAACAAGAGGCAAUUCCAACAAUCAAGAUAAAAUAUUGUGUACAACAUCAUGUGAUGGUAUACAGAAAAAAACAGAAUGGAACGUUCACAAUGGAGAGUUCAAGGUUAUUGUACAAUUAAAAAGAGGAGAAAAUAUAAUAGAACUACAGCAUACUGAACAACAUCGGAAAAUUAUUUUCCUUGAUUAUACACCAAGAAAAACCAACCUAAGAGUUACCCCAGUUUACAUAAUAUGCCAGGGACAUGAUGGUUAUUUCCAAAGCCCCUACGAUAAUGAAAACUCAGUAGAAAGUGCUUGUAAGCGGUUAGCUCUUGGUUCCAAGUUAAUCCAAAGUAUAACUGCGGAAAAACUAUUUGAAAGUGGAGUUGGUAGAAAAACAUUUCAAUUAGAACACGAAGUUGAUUCAAAAAAACCAGAAUGUAUAGUAUUUAGGAGUACAUUAAAUGUGAACAAGGCACGAAAAAUGAAACAGGCGGAAUUAUGGACACAUUUUGGGAGAGAACUGAUGCUUUCGGACUUGGGCAGCAACGAGAGGAAAUUUUUAGGCUUCGUUUCAUGCACAAGAUUUAAAGGCACAGAUAUUGAUAAACCUAUGACACAUGAUGAAAUAGUUUCCUUAACAGAAGCCUAUGCUGCUUUAGGUGGUGGUGGCUUAGCUUUGUUUGGGACGGCAUGUUUGUACACAUGGCCAGAAUCAGUAGAAGAAAUUAUACCCAAAUUUUUAGACACAACACCAGUCAACACACGUCGGUUUAUGGACGACAGUGGCUAUCGAGGUACAUUCGGUGGAUGUUUCGCAACAACAUUGGGAUCAGUUUUUCACGAACUUGGUCAUACAUUCGACCUUGGCCAUACGAAAGAUGGCAUAAUGGGAAGAGGAUUUGAUAACAUUGAUCGUGUAUUUACAGUAGGCGACAAACGUUCAUCGAUGGUAAAGGACAACAUGAACAAUUACAAUGGAAAACCUGUGCAACAUUCCACCAUCGCGCUUCAACGUAAUAUAAGUGUUACUAUGAAUGUUGCAGAACCAUUGCGGGUUUUGGGACCAAGAAGUAAAACCACUUUGGGAAAUUUUGCUUCCAUGUCUAAAAGCGAUAUAAUUAGAAGAAGUCCAAAUGUUACUCCAAUCACUAGACCUUCUAGUGUAUAUUCAAAUAUAUCUAACAAAACGGAUUGUAAGAGAAAUAUAAAUCGCGUCAAUGGCAACGAUUCCAUUUAUUGGACAAGAAAUUGUGCUGUUUUGUUAUCAUAUCACAGAUGGUUCAAUAACGAAUAUGGAAGAGAGAGGCAAGCUAUUACAAGAUAUCUCAAAUUUGAUAAAAAUAAAAUGAUGAUAAUUUCAACAGCUGGAAUAAGAAUUGUAGAAGUAAGAGAUGAAUCAAAUGGAAUGGUUUUAGAUUCUUAUGAAUUCACCAAUUUAUUACCGGAAAAAAGGUUUUUAUUGCCAUUCACGUUUUCGUCAAAAAGCAAAAUUUUAACAAUUGUGGUAGAAGAUGAUUUAGGAAAUGUUCUGAAACAGACAUUCUCCUAUUGAAGAAACAGCAAUAAAGUGUUAAUAUAAACAUUGACAAUAAAGUGAAAGUAGGUCAUUAAAUUAACUUUACAGAUGUC